UGAAGGGAAACAUAAUUUGAGGACGAAAACAAAUACUAGAGAGGGUAUAUAGCAGCUUCUGGAACACAAGCGCAUCCUGAGAUGGAGAUGGUAAGAAAAAAAAGGUUAAGUAUUUGGACUUUGAGGUGUGUUGACAAGGGAAAAAGAGAAAGAAUAAGAGGAAAUAAAGUUGAUGCUUUGUGGGGAUGAACUUUAUUCAAAAUGUAGGUUCUUUUGACAAAAAGGAGAGGGCCACGGUUUGGAGGUAGAAUUAUGUGCCCUGCAGAGGCAACUAACACCAAUGGUGCUUUUAUCAUUGUGUAAGUGGUUUCAUUUCCUCAAUCCUGAUUAUGUUUGUUUCCCAAACUCUUCUCUCAACUAGUUCAUACCACUAUCAUCAUAAAAUGUUAGUAGUAGAAAUGAAGCUAUGGCAUAGGGAUACGUAUAUAAAUCUUUAAAAACAAAAUGAAGCAGAGAAAAUAUAGAAUUAAAAAAACAAAGGAACAACAGAGCAUUAUAGCGAGAAGGUCAAAUUGGGAAAAAUGAAACAAUGGAGAGAAAAUCAAGCGUAGUGUGUGAAUAAAGCUGGGUUUGGUUUGAAACAAAGUCCAGAAACGAAAGCAGCCUGCUACCCAAUACCAAAGUAAACAAUUAUAAUACUAGUUAUUACCAAAAUAAAAUAAAGAUGUGGUGGAAAACGAACGAACCCGUAAACGAGGGAAGCCGAAUGCGCCUACUAACCCAAAACCUUCGCCAGAGAGAAUGGAAUCUCACUUCCCAUUGUCUCACCAACAUGCACUGCUCACCAACAUUCUCUCUCUGUCUCUCAAAUCUAAAAUAAUCCAAAUAAAAAAGUAAGAAUCAAAAUUAUGCUAAGCAGCCGCAUAUUAAAAACAAAAAAGCGAACCCGGCCUCCGCUAUCAACGCUUUCUCUUUCUUCUCCGCCCCUCAAAAAAAUCCAAAACAAAAUUCCAUCUUUCCUUCUUCUGUACUUACCAAGAGUUCACUCAACCCCCCCCCCCACUCUUUUUUAUUUACUUUGCGAAAAUUAAAAUGAGAGCAUGACGACGUCUUCUCAGCAGCAUCCACCGCAACCGCCCAAGACGGUGAGGAAAGUGAUCGUCGAAGUGGUUGACGCGCGUGAUCUUCUUCCCAAGGAUGGUCAAGGAAGCUCCAGUCCUUUCGUCAUUGCUGAUUUCGACGGUCAAAAAAAGAGAACUUCCACGAAAUACAGGGACCUUAACCCGGUGUGGAACGAGCCGUUGGAGUUCACGGUGUCCGACCCGGAUAAUAUGGAUGUGGAAGAGCUGGAAAUUGAGGUUUUUAAUGAUAAGAAAUCUGGGAAUGGAAGUGGCCGUAAAAAUCAUUUUUUGGGGAGGGUCAAGUUGUACGGGAGCCAGUUUGCCAAGCGAGGAGAGGAAGGGUUAGUUUAUUUUCCGUUGGAGAAAAAGAGUGUUUUUAGUUGGAUUAGAGGUGAGAUUGGGCUUAGGAUUUGUUACUAUGAUGAGAUUGUUGAAGAUCAGCCUCCGCCAGAAGAAACACCGCCACCGCAGCAGCAACAGCCUCCUCAAAUGGAGGAGCCGAAACCUACCUCCGUGCUUGUUCUUGGAGAGGAAGGUUCUGUUCCUUAUUAUCCUCAUGGACUUAAUGGCUAUGGUCACGGUCCUGUUCCUUGUUAUCCUUCGCAGUCCGUUGUGGUUGUCGAGGAAUCUCCACCACACCUUGUUCAUGUUCACGAGGAGCCACCGCCACCAGCGGAGCCAACGGCUGUGCCACCAAAUGUGGCGUCGGGAAUUCCGGUUCCUGAGGUACAUUUUCCUGUGCCAGAAGUGAGGAGGAUGCAGAGUAGCAGAGGCGAGAGAGUUAGGAUUUUGAAAAGACCAAAUGGAGACUAUUCACCUAGAGAAAUUGGAGGUAACAAAACUCAAGGUGACAACGCCGGCCCUUCCGCCUCCGCCGGCCCUGAGAGGAUUCAUCCAUACGAUCUAGUUGAGCCGAUGCAAUAUUUGUUCGUUAAAAUUGUUAAAGCGCGUAGAUUAGCUCCAAAUGAAUGCCCUUAUGUUAAGAUCCGUGUUUCCAGCCAAUGCCUCAAAUCAAAGCCGACGAUUUACCGUCCAGGUGAGCCAAACGACUCGCCCGAGUGGAGCGAGGUGUUCGCUUUAUGUUACAAUAAACAAGAAUCAGCGAACGCGACGCUUGAGAUCUCCGUUUGGGACACUCCGACUGAACAUUUUCUCGGUGGCGUCUGUUUCGAUCUCUCCGAUGUUCCCGUACGAGAUCCACCGGAUAGUCCUUUAGCUCCACAAUGGUACCGGCUCGAAAGCGGUGCGGUCGAUCAGAAUUCCAGGGGCGUUUCCGGUGAUAUCCAGCUUGCUGUUUGGAUCGGCACUCAAAACGACGACGCUUUUCCAGAAGCAAGGACUUCAGACGCCCCAUAUGUGGCGCACACUCGAUCGAAAGUUUAUCAAUCUCCCAAGCUCUGGUACUUGAGAUUAACUGUGAUUGAAGCUCAGGAUCUUCACAUCGCGCCGAAUCUGCCUCCUUUAACAGUGCCUGAAAUUCGAGUCAAAGCACAGCUAACGUUUCAAUCUGUACGGUCUAGGAGAGGGAACAUGAACAACCAUAGUAUGUCCGUGCACUGGAACGAGGACUUGAUCUUCGUCGCCGGUGAACCUCUAGAAGAUUCGUUAAUUCUGUUAGUAGAAGACCGUACGAACAAGGACGCGAUUCUCAUCCUCGGCCACGUCAUGAUUCCUUUGAUCUCAAUAGAGCCACGAAUAGAUGAGAGCCACGUGGCAUCCAAAUGGCUUGGUUUGGAGGGAGGAGCAGGCGGUGGAGGUGGGUCUUAUUUCGGGAAAAUUCACCUGCGGAUGUGCUUAGAGGGUGGUUAUCACGUGUUGGAUGAAGCGGCGCACGUAUGCAGCGACUUUAGACCCACGGCUAAGCAGCUUUGGAAGCCGGCUAUUGGGAUUUUGGAGCUCGGAAUUCUUGGGGCUCGCGGCUUGCUGCCGAUGAAAAACAAAGGUGGGGGCAAAGGGUCCACCGAUGCUUACUGCGUUGCGAAAUAUGGGAAAAAGUGGGUCCGCACUAGGACCAUAACGGACAGCUUUGAUCCACGCUGGAACGAGCAGUACACGUGGCAAGUUUACGACCCCUGCACUGUCCUAACUGUCGGGGUUUUUGACAACUGGCGUAUGUUUGCUGACGCUUUAGAAGACAAACCCGACUCCCGUAUUGGCAAAAUACGGAUACGUAUAUCUACCCUGGAGAGUAACAAAGUGUAUACCAAUUCGUAUCCAUUAUUGGUUUUGACAAGAAUGGGGCUAAAGAAAAUGGGUGAGAUUGAGUUAGCGGUUCGAUUUGCUUGCCCGUCUCUGUUGCCGGACACAUGUUCGGCUUACGGGCAGCCAUUGCUACCAAGAAUGCACUAUCUCCGCCCACUAGGGGUGGCUCAACAGGAGGCAUUGCGUGGAGCUGCUACAAAGAUGGUGGCGCAAUGGCUCGCAAGGUCGGAGCCACCACUGGGGCAGGAGGUGGUGAGGUACAUGUUGGAUGCGGAUUCUCAUACAUGGAGCAUGAGAAAGAGUAAGGCGAAUUGGUUUCGGAUUGUGGCUGUUCUUGCAUGGGCAGUGGGGUUGGCAAAAUGGUUGGAUGAUAUUAGGAGGUGGAGGAACCCUCUUACUACGGUGCUGGUCCAUAUUCUAUAUUUGGUGCUUGUCUGGUACCCGGAUUUGAUUGUGCCAACAGGGUUUUUGUAUGUGGUGUUGAUUGGAGUUUGGUAUUAUAGGUUUAGGCCCAAAAUACCUGCGGGCAUGGAUAUCAGGCUGUCCCAAGCUGAAACAGUUGACCCUGAUGAGCUCGAUGAGGAAUUUGAUACAGUACCAAGUUCAAAGCCACCUGAGAUAAUCAGAGCCAGAUACGAUAGGUUGAGAAUAUUGGCCGGAAGGGUUCAAACUGUUUUGGGUGACUUUGCAACCCAAGGUGAGAGGCUUCAGGCCUUGGUGAGUUGGAGGGACCCAAGGGCCACAAAAUUGUUCAUUGGGGUCUGCUUAGCCAUCACUUUGAUACUCUAUGUGGUGCCACCAAAAAUGGUGGCUGUCGCAUUAGGAUUUUAUUAUCUAAGGCACCCCAUGUUUAGAGACCCCAUGCCGCCGGCUAGCUUGAACUUUUUCCGGCGGCUUCCAAGCUUGUCGGACCGGUUAAUGUAGAGUUGAAGAAGAGUUGAUACAUAUAUUAGUAGUAAAUUUUUAGAUACCAGAUCAUGGGGAUGUGGUGGGGAAGAGGGUGAAAAACAAACAACUGUUUGUGUUGAAAAAGUUGUCCCUAAGCCUAAAUAACAUUGUAACGAGUGAAAAGGGAUUAAAAGGGCUAGUGGCAAGUUGUCAUUACAUCUUUUUUCGGUAUUGCAAUUGAUUGACUGACUAUUGAAAACUUGGAAUAAGAGAAAGGAGUUGGGGGACACAGUACAGACAAUUGGGUGAGGAGGAGAAAAUGGAGUGUUGAGGUGAAAAAGGGAUUUGAAACAAGAUUUUGAUUAUUGUAACGAUAUCGAUACAUUCAAAUUGUUUUCUGACGUAUAAAAGCCCACAUUUACUUACUUUUAUUCUAUCCUGCCUACUAUUAUGUUUUAUUUUUCCCAUU
This is a messenger RNA of Durio zibethinus, 4620 nucleotides long. It is a transcript of the gene QKY, whose product is annotated as C2 calcium/lipid-binding plant phosphoribosyltransferase family protein. NCBI's taxonomy places the organism in Eukaryota, Viridiplantae, Streptophyta, Magnoliopsida, Malvales, Malvaceae. The record is from RefSeq and is a predicted model, not a curated record.